ACGCCGUCCAUUCAGCAGUUGAACGGGUAGCUGGACAACUGCAGACACACAAAUGUAAAUCCGUUGUUUUAGUUAUUACACAUUUUUUUAGCCUAUAGAAAUAGUUUUAAGCAUAUUAGCUCUCUGCAGUGACAACAUGAGGGUGAGUGAGGUCCAUGCUGCAGAGUCUGUUGCCUACCUCAACAGAGCACUGGUCAGGCUGCAGGAUAUUUGGGAAGAAAUUGGGAUCCCAGAGGAGCAACGAGUACAGAGAACCAAUGAUGUUCACAAGCACAUUAAAGGUUUGCUUGACCUCAUGAUUGCUGAAGAAGAGGAGCUCAAAAAGAGACUCCUGAAAAGCAUAGAGUCCUGUCAUAAAGAGCUGAGUCAUUUGUGCAGUGAGCUUCAGCUGCCCCCUUUUGAGGAGGAGAAUGGCUGCACCAUGCUGCAAAUAGAGAGAAACAGCCGCACGCGUCUAGAAGUGAUGAAGGAGCAUAAGAAGCAAAGAAUGGAUGAGCUUAAAGGCCUAAUUAGCAAAGACAGUGAGCUGUGUGAUAUUAUGUGCACUACACCAUUUUGCAUUGACCCAGAGUCCAUCCCGUCAGUGAAGCAGCUGGAGUCAUAUCGUGCCUACCUGGAUGAUCUGACAAAGGAGAAGGAGCGUCGUCAUUAUGAGUUCGUCAGUGUCAAAAAGGAGAUCAGCACAUGCAUGGAGGAUUUGGAGCGGCAGCCAGAGACCAGUUUUGAGAUGGAUGUGAUGUGUGAAGAUGAGGAGGCAUUUUGUUUGUCCAGUGACAACAUUGCUGCUCUGAAACAACUCCUCAGUCAGUUACAAGAAGACAAGGCACAGAAUGAGCUCCGCUGCUCAGCUCUCCGUACAAAGAUCCAGGAGCUGUGGGAAAGACUUCAGAUUCCCCAUGAGGAGAGGGCAGCCCUUUCAGAGCAUAUGGUCAAGUCAAAAAAGAGAAACAUUGAGGCACUCCAGGCCGAGGCCCAGCGUCUUCAGGUGUUGAAAAUGCAGAGCAUGAAAAGUGUUAUAGAAGCCAUUAGAGCUGAAAUCGCCCUUUUCUGGGAGAGAUGCUUCUACAGCCAAGAACAGCAACAAGCAUUCAUUGCAUAUCAUUCUGAGGAUUUCACUGAGGAGCUUCUUGAAAUCCAUGAGGCUGAGGUCAGGGCUCUGAAGAAAUGUUAUGAAGACCACAGAGAACUCUUUGAGGGGGUCCAUAAAUGGCAGGAGAGCUGGACCCUGUACUUGGAGCUUGAUAAAAAGGCAAAUGACCCCACAAGGUUCAACAACAGGGGUGGAAACCUUCUGAAAGAAGAGAAGCAGAGGACUGACCUGCAGAAAAGCUUACCAAAGCUGGAAAAAGUUCUGAAAGCCCAAAUAGAUAUUUGGGAGCAAGAAAACGGCAAAGAAUUCCAGGUCAAUGGACAGAAAUUCCUGGAAUAUGUUCAGCAGCAGUGGGAUAACCAUCACACUGAGAAGGAGAAAGAAAAACUGGAGAGGCAACUAAAGAAAACUAAACAGACACAGGAGGACAUGUUGUAUGGGACUACCAUGAGAACACCAUCAAAGAGGCGGAUAGCAGGGACUCCCACACCUGGAAAAAUGAGAAAGCUUAAUGGCACCUCGACUAUGUCCACUCCAAACAGCUUCCUGUGUUCAGGCCUCGGUGGAACCAUGUGCCAGUCCUCCAUCCAGAAACCCCCUCUGUCUGCAAGCAAGGGUCUUGGCUUGCGAACCCCUGGACAUGCAAGGACUCCCCGUUUACUCGACCGAAACAAGGAAAACAUCUCUCAUCUCAAUAGGAACACUCCGAGUGGCACACUAAGGUCUCAGGAUACUCAAGAUCACACCUUCACCUUUAACUCUAUUGCUGGCUCCUAUACGGAAUUUGCGAGAGACCUCUCAAAAGCAUCUAAAUCAAAUAUGAAGUCAGGACUGCUGAACUCCACCGUCAGUCAUCAGUGAUGGAUCAAAGCUGCCUCCAAACACUGCCAUAGUUUGGUGCAGUUUUAUAUGGUGGGCAGAAGGAGGACUUCAUUGAAACUUCUUACAAAAAUUGUAAAUAUUUAAAUCUCUGUCAACAUCUUUUCUUUGUCUGUCCUGUUCUAGAUUUUUUAUUUCAGGGUUACUGCUGAAUUUUUCUCUGCUGUAAGUUUUUUUGGCAGGUUAGCUGUGUUUGUACCAGUGCAUUGAGCUUUUUAUUUUACUUUUUUCAAAGGAUUUUACAGCCUUUUAAGCGAAACAUUACCAUAUCUAGAGCACUACAUUGUGUUAGUAGUGUAGCAGUAGCCAGUACUCAGUGAUUUUCUAUUUUUAGCUGGAAUGACAGCUCUGCACAAACAUCACAUUUUAAGUGCUU
Cheilinus undulatus (humphead wrasse) is the source of this 2345-nucleotide messenger RNA. Its product is annotated as protein regulator of cytokinesis 1-like. Gene Ontology annotation, biological process: mitotic spindle midzone assembly; microtubule cytoskeleton organization. The record is from RefSeq and is a predicted model, not a curated record. The transcript is spliced from 14 exons. The coding region runs from base 137 to 1951 and encodes 604 amino acids. NCBI's taxonomy places the organism in Eukaryota, Metazoa, Chordata, Actinopteri, Labriformes, Labridae. Gene Ontology annotation, cellular component: cytoplasm; mitotic spindle midzone; spindle. Gene Ontology annotation, molecular function: microtubule binding.